GUAAGGUUUUAGCCCAUUCGAUUUGUGUACAUACAUGGACGUCAAAAUGCUUUUUUGUGAUAUCAAUUAAAUUCUAGUUUCUUCUAGAACGUUAUAAGGAAAUAGUUUUUAGCGUAUGAAAAAUUGAUAUUAUUUUGUUAUAAUAUCGCAAUUGUCUAUGACAGUUGAUUAUAAAUUCCAGUUCCUUUACUAAUGGAUGACGAUACAAUAGCUUUUGUAGAAGAGGAUGAGACGAAUCAAAACAGCAAUAAGCUUAAGCAUCCAUAUGUCACUGCAUUUCACUUAGCCUUCCGAGUAGCAGCUGUAAUAGUCUACAUGUUUUGUGGAUUGUUUUCAAAUAGUUUUAUAGCUAGUUUCGUAACUAUUGUGUUACUCUUGUCAAUGGACUUUUGGACGGUAAAAAAUAUUACUGGAAGGUUGAUGGUUGGUCUCAGAUGGUGGAAUUACGUAGAUGACAAUGGAAAAAGUCAUUGGGUAUUUGAAUCCAGAAAGGGUAAUCAACAGAAUCGCAUCAACUCCCAAGAAGCUUGUAUAUUUUGGACAGCGUUGAUUCUGUGUCCAAUGUUGUGGUCCAUAUUUUUUAUAAUAGCCCUCUUUGGCUUAAAGAUUAAAUGGCUUCUGUUGGUGUGCAUCGCGAUUGUUCUGAAUGGUGCAAAUUUGUACGGAUACAUAAAAUGUAAAAUGGGAAAGGAACAAAAUGUUUCAGCAGCAACAGGGGAUUUCUUAAGAAGACAAGUCAUACAAAAGGUUGCAUCUAUGAUGACCAGGAGUCCACCAACAAAUAAUCCAAGUCAACCAGCCAAUAUGAUAUAAGUUAAAACUUUUUUAACGUGAUAUUAUUUAAUUGCGGUGUUACCAUAAGGAGAUCCACAUUGGAACAUUACGACUUGUGCAUACGUAUUAACGAAUAUUAUUAUAUGUAUCGAUGAAACGAUAUAAUAAAGUUGCUACUAAAAUCA
Molecule: messenger RNA, 959 nt
Organism: Megachile rotundata (alfalfa leafcutting bee)
Lineage: Eukaryota; Metazoa; Arthropoda; Insecta; Hymenoptera; Megachilidae
Product: putative Golgi apparatus membrane protein-like protein CG5021
Biological process (GO): vesicle-mediated transport; protein secretion
Cellular component (GO): Golgi membrane
Source: RefSeq, a predicted model, not a curated record